AACAGCGUUCAGUAAUAAUAAUAAGUUGGUCUGAUACGGACGUAGUACAUGUGAAAACAUUAAGCAAAAGUAUGGUUUUUAAAAUUAUAUCACACUUCCUAAUCGGUACUCCUUUGUUGAUAACUGUAUUUACAAUAGUCGAUUCUGCAUUUUGGAGUUGUUCUGAAAAUGGCAUUGCCGUACCGGUCGUAGGCAGUCAGGUGGCGGGAGUUUGGUAUGAAAUAGGCCGUUUACCCAGUAGUGAUGUGCCGGCGUGUUUAGAAGUCAUAGCUCCAGAAUCAGAGGUUAACGGCACGUAUACGUUACAACUGGACUAUAUAAAUAACGUUAAUAAUGGUUGGCUGCCAACAAAAGAAUCUUUAGUAUUUCCUUGGAGUGAAGUUAAAAACGGCAAUUUUAAUUUAUUAUAUUCCGAUGGAAUUGUAAAUAUGACUGUAAAAUUUAAAUAUUUGGGAAGCAUGAGAGGUUAUUCUGUCGUCUGUGGUUACUCUGACUUUGCGUCUAGCAUGUCUAUUAUUCGUAUAUUAAGUAGAAACAAAUUAGUUAACAACACUGUAAAAGAUGAAAUUGAUGCACUUGCAAAUCAACUCCAUAUUAGCCUUUCGCAAUUGACAUGGGUUCAACAGGAUGGAAAAUGCAAUGGGACAGAAAAAAUGUCAAUUUUCGGUAUUGGUUUACUGCUUGUUUUGUCUUUAUUUCAAAGAAUUUUGUAGAAUGCUUUAUUGCCAUGAGUAGUAAAUGUUUAUCUAUGAUUUAUUAUAAAUCGUUUAUAUACUUCCAAACAAACACUCAUACGUUUAUAUGUACAUAAGGGGCAUAACCAUACUAUUUAUACUAUAUGUUGUAAUAAAAACUCUGAAAUAUUUUUAAUGCCAUUUAACGCGCAAAUUGUUUGAGUGCCAAUUGUAAAAUACAUAUGUACAUACAUACAAAUGUAUAUGUAAAGUAGUAAUGUACAUACGACAUAGUAGAGAUAAAAUACAUGUAUUUGUUAAUUUUAUUUGAUAAAUGCUAAAAAUUAAUUUCGCAAUUAAAUAUAGCAAGCAAUUAAUAUACAUUAAUGUACUUUUAAGCACUUUUAUGAUUAAGAUACAAGUUACUCGCAUCAAAAAUUAUAUUACAUCCUCAAAUUCUGAAAACCUACUGACUGCUGAUAUACGGAAACUUUUACAUAUUAGUUCCCUGUUUUUAAAAAUAACGCAUAAAAGAAAGUUCUCUAAUUGGGAGAAUUAAAUUUGUUUAUUUGUUUGUGAGCGAGAGAGAGAAAGAGACCAACGAAAAAAGUCAUUUGUAAAUAAAGAGUAGAUAAGCGGAAUGAAUUUGUGGAUUGUGCAACAUGUUGCUGUGAAAUAAUGGAAUCUAAUAAGAAUGUUUAUAAACAUUUUUUAAAUUUUGGUAUUUAGUCUCAUCAAUGGAAUAAAAUAACAAUAUUAUCUAUAUAUGUACAUAUAACAAAAUGCAUACAUACAUAUGUAUGUACGCAUACUUCAGUUUGAAUAUUGAAUAGUAAAAUCAAAAAUAUUAUGAUGAUGAAAAGCUAACCACAUAUAA
Lucilia sericata (common green bottle fly) is the source of this 1551-nucleotide messenger RNA. RefSeq lists its product as uncharacterized. The record is from RefSeq and is a predicted model, not a curated record. The transcript has 3 exons. NCBI's taxonomy places the organism in Eukaryota, Metazoa, Arthropoda, Insecta, Diptera, Calliphoridae. The coding region runs from base 72 to 713 and encodes 213 amino acids.